Messenger RNA from Trichoderma breve, 576 nucleotides. RefSeq lists its product as uncharacterized. Lineage: Eukaryota; Fungi; Ascomycota; Sordariomycetes; Hypocreales; Hypocreaceae. Bases 1 to 576 code for a protein of 191 amino acids. The record is from RefSeq and is a predicted model, not a curated record. The transcript is spliced from 2 exons.
AUGGACAAUAACAUCGAUCAAGAAACACUACGGAUGAUGGUAUUCUUGGAGCUUCAGGAUGCCGAUUCACAAAUGAAAGGAAAACACCGAGAGGGCGAUCCUCCUCCCGAUGCCGAAAUCGCAGCCUGGCUCUAUGAGCAAGAACUCUUGUCACUGGAGACAUUUUACGCGGAUCAAGAAGCACUGGCCGAUCCGUUAACUGCGGCUACCAGCGCCAGUCACACUGAAGACUCUCAGUUCGACACCCAGACAGGUAAAGCAGACGAACCCAACCAAUGCCAUAAAGCCAGUCAAGAGGAUGAGCACAUCGCGUUGAUCAAUUCAGUUGCAGCCGCUGAUUUUACCCUCACAGAAACCGAAGAAGCCCGCCAAGCUGAAGAGUCUAGCCAGGGGGAAGAAUUCAAGAAAGGGCGCUGUACCGUCUGCAAGGAAGAAACUCUCUUCACUGAGACUUUGAAGUACCCUGGAGGCCAUAUUUACUGUCAAGGAUGUAAUGAAGAACGAUUUCAAUUAGCUAUUCUUGAUGGGCUUUUCCCUCCCCUGGAUGCUGUGGCAAGGCAACCCCCUUCGGCGUGA